This is a messenger RNA of Acipenser ruthenus (sterlet), 2926 nucleotides long. RefSeq names its product sulfotransferase 4A1-like. Bases 171 to 1025 code for a protein of 284 amino acids. NCBI's taxonomy places the organism in Eukaryota, Metazoa, Chordata, Actinopteri, Acipenseriformes, Acipenseridae. Gene Ontology annotation, molecular function: sulfotransferase activity. The transcript is spliced from 7 exons. Gene Ontology annotation, biological process: sulfation. The record is from RefSeq and is a predicted model, not a curated record. Gene Ontology annotation, cellular component: cytoplasm.
AGCACCAGUGCGCGAAUCCCAUUACAUCAUUUUGUCUGGAGCUGAUUUGCUGAAGGUCAGAGCUUUCUAUACAGCACGGUUUUCCAUCCAUCCAGUUAAUUAAGUAAUCUUCCCUCGUUUAACAGAUCCCUAGCAGCGCUGCUCAAACCCUAAUAAUACAAAGCAUCAGGAUGGCUGAGAGCGAGGCAGGAACCCCGAGCACCCCAGGAGAGUUUGAGAGCAAAUACUUUGAAUACAAUGGAGUGAGGCUCCCUCCCUUUUGCAGGGGGAAGAUGGAGGAGAUUGCUAACUUCUCUCUCAGGAGUAGUGACAUAUGGAUUGUCACGUACCCCAAAUCAGGUACAAGUCUGCUGCAGGAGGUGGUGUAUCUGGUGAGUCAGGGCGCGGACCCAGAUGAGAUUGGACUGAUGAACAUCGAUGAGCAGCUUCCUGUUCUGGAGUACCCUCAGCCUGGACUUGACAUCAUCCAGGAGUUGACAUCCCCUCGUCUAAUUAAAAGUCAUCUGCCAUAUCGGUUCCUCCCCACAGCCUUGCACAAUGGAGAGUCCAAGAUGAUAUACAUGGCGAGGAAUCCCAAAGAUCUUGUGGUGUCUUACUACCAAUUUCAUCGUUCCUUGCGGACCAUGAGUUACAGAGGAACAUUUCAGGAGUUCUGCCGGAGGUUUAUGAAUGACAAAUUGGGCUAUGGUUCCUGGUUUGAGCAUGUCCAAGAAUUCUGGGAGCACCACAUGGAUUCCAAUGUCCUUUUCUUGAAAUAUGAAGAUAUGUACAAGGACCUUGCGACUCUGGUAGAGCAGCUGGCGAGGUUCCUGGGAGUUUCCUGUGACAAGGCCCAGCUCGAGACCAUGGUAGAGAGCUGCCACCAGCUUAUUGAACAAUGCAGCAAUUCCGAGGCUCUCUCCAUCUGCAGGGGACGAGUUGGCCUUUGGAAAGAUGUCUUCACUGUAUCGAUGAAUGAGAAGUUUGACACAGUUUACAAACAGAAGAUGGGGAAGUCAGACCUCAACUUUGAAUUCAGCUUGUAAAGAGGCCACUUUGCAUGCACUUCCUGUUCUCUCAAUCCCACAUGUAAAGCUUUCAAACGUGCUCUACAAAGCUGCUGGAUCAACUGGCUAUUCCAUGCGUAAUACAACAGCACCCAGAUAGGAAAUAGGAACUUCUGCAUCUUCACUUGCUGUUUUAUCUUUCUGUAACCUUUCAUCUUUCUAUUAUAUACAUACAUGAUUAUUAUUAUUAUUAUUUAUUUCUUAGCAGAUGCCCUUAUCCAGGGCGACUUACAAUUGUUACAAGAUAUCACAUUAUACAUUAUUUCACAUUAUAAAGAUAUCACAGCAUUUUUACAUACAAUUACCCAUUUAUACAGUUGGGUUUUUACUGGAGCAAUCUAGGUAAAGUACCUUGCUCAAGGGUACAACAGCAGUGUCCCCCACUGGGGAUUGAACCCACAACCCUCCGGUCAAGAGUCCAGAGCCCUAACCACUACUCCACACUGCACAUGAUAAACUAUAAUCACAAAGCCUUGUGUAAAUCAAUGACACUGCCCUGAAUAAAAUUCCCUGCAGGUAACUUAAGUGGUGUACUUGGUAUCCACCUGUAAAAGGUAAACCAGAACCAAAAAAAGACAAUAACUUAGUCAUGCCAGAAGAAUCUCAGGGUUCAGCUGUUGCAGUAAAAGUCAGACCUCCCAGGUUCAAAUCGUAUGACAAUCUCAAUCCCCAAUACUAUUAGAACCCGUACCAAUGUCUGUUUCAUCUUAAAAGGAGUGAUAACCCAGGCUUUUAAAAUGCAUUUUCUUACAUCUUAUCAAAAUUGGCAACUCUAUAUCUCUGUUCCCCUGUUGUUGUGUCAGAGAUAUAUUGGUCCUUUGGAAGUUUGUCUUUUAACUUUUAUUUAGGAUGUUCAAUGCCACACUAUAGAUCUAGAAAUGUUAGGCUGCUGUUACCUGGUAAUGCUUUUUGUCAACAGACUUUGAUGAUGUACCAGAAUGAGGCUGGGAACAUGGGAGUGGGAGGAAGAUGCAAGGCAUGGAGAUAGAUUGAUGCACAGGAAGUAAUACUGUACCAGGAAGCAGCAAUUUAGACUUUCCAAUUGUAUAGUGUUGUGCUUGAAAAAUCAGUAAAUUCUCAAUUAAAGUGAAAAAAUGAAACCAAAGAAUAACACAAAGAACUUCAGUGCAACAAACAAACCACUGAUAAUGUUGCUAAAAACGUGACUCAGAGUCCUUUAAAGCAACUUAAUUGCUUUUGAAGCUGUCCAUUAUUCUUGGACACUGGCAUGUAGGACUGCAGUAGGGUUUGCAUCCCUCGCCAGGCAGUCAACAGAUGCACAUCCUCAGCUGGCACUUCUCUGAAUGUCUGGGGAAAAGAUCAAGAUGAUGCACAAAAAUACUGUCUCAAAUGUUUCAUUUUUGAGUUUCAUUCGUGUACCUAAAAAAUGAAUUGAAAAAAAAAAUCCAGAAGGGUUUAAGUCACAAUAGUCUCUAUAAUCUGAGUUCUGGUGCCAUGUUUUAUUACCAGCAUUACCAAAAUAACAAAACCAACACACAGGUUUAAACCUGUGUAGAUAAAAAAACAAAAAAAACAAAAUAAAACCUGCAGAUGCAAUCCAUUCCACUCCUACAUUAAACAUUGGCUCAGCCUGGCCUGGAAGUCCACCCUGCCACCAUUACUGCACAGUUACACACUUUUGAAUGUUUUUAGUGUUGUGUGGAUGUUUAAAGCUAAUGUAUAUGUACAUAUUGUAAGUGGCAGUUCAAAUAGCAUGGCUCGGCUUAAUAGCGUGACUUUCUCUGCUAUGCAGUCUAUUUUACUGGCUAUCUUGUUUAGGUAAUAUUUUUAUAUUCUUUGGUUAAUGUAUAAAUGCUAAGCAACUGUAAUUUCCAUGCUUGCUUCCUAAUUUAGUAAUAAAGAUAUGUGUCUGAUCUGUA